Cyprinodon variegatus (sheepshead minnow) is the source of this 4942-nucleotide messenger RNA. RefSeq names its product NACHT, LRR and PYD domains-containing protein 12-like. Bases 41 to 3715 code for a protein of 1224 amino acids. The transcript is spliced from 11 exons. NCBI's taxonomy places the organism in Eukaryota, Metazoa, Chordata, Actinopteri, Cyprinodontiformes, Cyprinodontidae. The record is from RefSeq and is a predicted model, not a curated record. Gene Ontology annotation, molecular function: protein binding.
GCUGCAUUUAACAGCUGCGUUGUCCAGAGGAUGAACAGACAUGUCUACUGUAAACGAACAACUCUUGGAGGUUUUGGAGGAGCUGCUUGAUGAGGAACUGGAGACUUUUCAGUGGCAUCUUUACAGCAAAACCGUUGAAGGAUUUGCUCAUAUCCCAAAGUCUAAAGCUAAAGGCUUGGACAGGAAGGACACUGUGACUCUUGUGGUGACAACAUAUGGUUAUGACGGUGCUGUGACCAUAACCAUAAAGAUACUGGAGAAAAUGAGACAGAAGCUUUUAGUUGAUAAACUAAAAGAGUUUCACAGCAACGGUCAAAUAAAUAAGACAGACAAAGACAGUGACCUUGUUACCAUCCAAGGGAGACUGAAAUCUAAAUUAAAGGAAAAGUGCCAGAACAUUUAUGAGGGAAAUGCGGAAGAAGGAGAUAACAUCUACUUGAAAAGAAUCUACACAGAGCUCCAUGUGAUAACAGGAGCCUGGGGAAGCCUAAGUGAUGAACGUGAGGUCAGACAGCAGAAGUCCAAGCAAACAUCGGUGGAGGAAACAAUUAACAUUCAAGAUCUUUUUAAGCCUAGGCCCAAUCAAGAAAAGCGCAUCAGAACUGUUCUUACCCAGGGUAUCCCUGGAAUGGGUAAGACUGUCUGUGCCCAGAAGUUCACACUGAGCUGGGCGGAAGGAGAGGAACACCAGGACAUAACCUUUCUCUUUCCACUUCCUUUCCGGGAAUUGAAUUCAAUCAUUGGCGAAAGGAACUAUACAUUAAUGCAGCUGCUCCACCACUUUUUCCCUGACAUUAAACCCAUUCAGAAGCUAUCAGAAUGUAAAGUGCUAUUCAUUUUUGAUGGCCUUGACGAGAGCCGUCUGCCCUUAGAUUUCAAACACAACAAGGUUUUGAGAGACGAGACGGAGUCGGCCUUGCUUGAUGUGCUGAUCACCAACCUCAUUGCAGGGGAUCUGCUCGGGAAUGCGCUCAUCUGGAUAACCUCCAGGCCUGCAGCGGCCAACAAAAUUCCCCGAAAGUACAUUGACCAGUGGACUGAGAUGAAAGGAUUCACUGAAAACCAGUGGCAGGAAUACUUUAAGAAGCGUGUGAGGGAUGAUGCACUGUCGCUUAGGAUGAUCAACCACGUGAAAUCAUCGAAAAGCCUGUAUGUUAUGUGUCAAAUACCUAUUUUCUGCUGGAUCACCGUCAAGUUGAUGAAAAAAAUGCUGCAAGACAAGGCAACAGACAGAAUGCCUAACACCCUAACUGAGAUGUAUGCGUAUCUUCUUCUCUGCCAGACUGACCGGAUGAGUGAAAGGCAUUACACCAUGAGAAGUGAUAAUGUCUAUUUGAAGCUUGCAGAAUUAGCCUUCCGACAGCUCGAAAAAGGCCGACUUAUCUUCUAUGAGGCUGAUCUGAAAGAAUGCCGCAUGGAUGUGAACGAGGCAACCAUGCAUUCAGGAGUCUGCACAGAGAUCUUCCAGAUGGAGGAGGGCAAGAGGCAUAAGGUUUUCAGCUUUGUGCACUUGACUAUCCAGGAGUUUCUGGCGGCUGUGUUUGCCCAUUAUUCAUACAUGCAAAACAAGGACAAUGUCCUUCUGGGAAGGCUUGGAAGAUUUCCCUCAAAACUCUUGAAAAAGUCUGUUUUUGGCUUCCAUAAAUGUGCCAUUGAAAAAGCUUUGAGUAGUAAGACCGGCCAAUGGGAUCUCUUCCUUCGCUUUCUUCUGGGCCUCUCGUUGAAGUCAAACCAGGAGCUUCUUUACAGAAUACUGCCUUUGGAAGUAGAAGGAGAGGAGGAUGUGGCAAACACUAUACAGUUUAUCAAAGACAUUAUCAGUGCAGAACCUGAAAUGAAUCUUAACUUGUUCCAUUGUCUGGGGGAGCUCAGGGAGGAAUCUCUUGUUCAGGAAAUCCAGAGCUUUGUGAGUUCUGGAAAGAUUGCAAGCAAACAGUUAUCUCCUGCUCAAUGGUCGGCUCUUACUUUUGAGCUAAUGACAUCCGAGGCUCUGGAGAAAGAGUUUGACCUAAAGAAAUACAUAAGAUCAGAAGAGGGGGUAGAGAAGCUGCUUCCUGUUAUAACCUCCUCCACUCAUGCCCUCCUAGAUGGUUGCAAGCUUACUGAAAACUGCUGCCAAUUGCUGGCCUCCGCGCUGAGCUCAACAUCCUCUCAACUGACAGAUUUAGAUUUGAGCAAGAACAGUCUGAGGGAUUCAGGAGUGAGACUGCUUUCUGAUGGCCUAAGGAGUCCUCAUUGCAAGCUGAAGAGUUUAAGACUACAUAAAUGCAAAGUUGAGGGUGGCUGCUGUGAGGCUUUGGCAAAUGCUCUUACCACAGAGUCGACACAGCUGAGAGUGCUGGACCUGAGUGCUAAUGACCUUAAUGAAGAAGGAGUGAUGGCCCUGAGUCUGGGACUGGGCAGCCGUCAUUGCAAAGUGGAAACACUGAGUUUCAAUCAGUGCAAACUGGGAGAGAACGACUGUGUGGCUUUAGCUUCAGUCUUCAGCUCACAUGCUUCUCAGCUGAAAUUUCUUGAUCUGAGUAAUAACGGCUUAAAGGAUGCUGGUGUAUUUCAGCUUUCAGCUGGACUGAAAGAUCCAAACUGCAAACUGGAGAUUCUCAGACUCAGCUGGUGUGGUUUAACACAGAAAUCCUGCAGCCACAUAAGCCCAGUCCUCAGCACAGAUUGCAGCACAAUCAGAGAGCUGGACCUUGGUGGCAACAACCUACAAGGUCCAGGUUUCAGCCAACUGUGCUCUGGUCUCAAAAGUCAGAACUGUAAACUGGAAACAUUAAGAUUGAAUGACUGUAGUCUCCAGAAGUGCGGUGCUGAAAUUGCUUCAGUCCUCUCCACCAGCAGCUCACAGCUGAAGGAGCUUGAUCUGUGUGGAAAUGACCUCGAGGACCAGGGAGUGGAGUUGCUCUCUAAUGGAAUAGCAAACCCAAACUGUGUACUAGAAACCUUAAGGCUCUCAUUUUGCGGAGUCACAGUAAAAGGCUGCACACAUCUGGCUUCAGCACUGAGCUCCAACCCUUCGCACCUCAGAAAGCUGGACCUUAGCUACAAUUUUCUGCAGGAAUCUGGAGUCAAUCUGAUCUCAGAUCAGCGGGAUAAUCCACUUUGUAAGCUAGAGGAUCUAAGGGUGGAUCACAGUGAAGAAUGUUAUCUGAAAUCAAUUCUGAAAAAUUACACCUGCACCCUGACCUUUGACUCCAACACGGCAGCCACGUCUCUCUUUCUGCACGAUGGGGGCAAACAGGUGACAUGGGUCAGGGAGUCACAGCCGUACCCAAAGCACCCGGAACGGUUUGAAAGCGUCUCCCAGGUCCUGUGUCACCAAGGCCUCACUGGGCGCCAUUACUGGGAAGUGGAGUGGCGAGGGCGCUGGGUGGACAUUGCUGUCGCCAUGAGGGGAAUCAGCCGCAGGGCGAGUAGUUAUUUGACUGGGUUCGGCAAAACUGAUAAGUCCUGGUGUCUAUUUUGCUCUGAGGAUCAUUACAGCGUUGAACAUGACAGCAGGGGGUCGGAAAUAUCUGCACCUGCGUCUCCCUCUCACAAGGUUGCAGUCUUUCUGGAUUGGCCUGGAGGGACCUUGUCUUUUUAUAGUGUUUCUGCUGGGAGCCUCAAACAUCUUUACACCUUCUACAAUAACUUCACUGAGCCGCUCUACGCUGGGUUUGGGAUGGAAGAGGAUGACUGCUCAGUCAUUCUUUGCUCUAAUGCUGAUAUAUAGGAACUUAUUUCUCCAUCUGAGCAUGUGGUAUGAAUAAAAGAUAACAGCUAAAAAGAUCCAUUGUCACCACAAAGCAGACGUUUUUGUUUUAACUUUAGUUUUCCUCUCCCUUGGCGUAAACUACAGCCCUGCAAAUAAACUUCAGAAGCCAAAAGCGAACACAAGAAAUCAAAUUUAAAAACAUAUUGUUAUCCUGAGCCUCCUUCUGUUAAAAGGAUUCAUGGAAAUGCAGGUCAUUCUUAACAGAGCAUUUUUCAGAGACUUUUGUUUGGUUUUAUUUUAGCCAAUCACGGUCAUGUUCAAGGCAUUUCCCUUUUCCCCUUUCUGUUCUAAUAAGGAUCGUUUCUUAAACAGAUGACUCUAGGAGCCUGGAAUGUUUCUGUCUACACCUCCCACUCAUCUAAGCAAUGACCUACAGAAAAAACUGAACAUUGAGAUGAAAAGAAAGUAUAAGAAGAUAUUAAAAACCAAGAAAUGCUUAAACUUACUGGGUAGGCCUUGGGGAUCUACAUUGUUUAGAUUAUUUAGGACCAUCAAUUUUCCAUCAUUUAAACCACAAAUACUGUUCUCAGAUUUAGAUCUAUCACCUCCUACAGUUCCUACAGUACUCUUUAGUCAUUAUUUUCAUUGAGUCUAUUAAGUGUUUAUCCAAAUGAAAAGCUGUUUUUCUAACCUCCAUCCUGUCUGCAUUAAGUUAGAGGCAACUGAGCCUUUCACUAUUGUUUUCUCUGAAUGGAUGGAGUCAAAUGCAGUGAUAGGCUGUAAUUAUGUGGUUAUACUGAAAUGGAAACCAGUGUGUUAUAAUGACGCACAACUUCUUGUGCAUUUUAUUUUGUUUUAUCUCCAUAAUCUGAAUAAGAGGAGAUAUUUGUUGGGAAAAAAUUUGCCUGUAAAGUUUAUUUCAUAGAUUUAACAUGUCAUGGUCUCUAGUGCAGCUGUUGAAAUUAGCAUCUAUUUUUGUCUGUUGUCUUUUAAUUCAUAGAUGACAAUCAGUAUCAAUAUAUUUUUAUUGAUUUUGAGAUAAUCCAAUAUUAGAAGAUUAAGUAGUUUCUAUCCAACAUUUUGCCUGAAUUUCCAUUUUUAAUCCAUCGCUUGAUCGGGUGUCAUUUAGCAUAAAUAAAUAAAAAAGCAUUUGAGAGCUGGUUUUGAUCUAAACAUGUGUUUGUUUUUAUGUUCAGAUGAAUCAAUGACUUAAGGCUGCAUAAACUGACUAUCAGAUGAUUCUUA